AAUGAUUCUUACGUUUAUGCAGAUAUUCUUCGCCCUUGGAGUUCCCGUUGACAUUCCCGACAAAUCGGUGCUAUUUUCUCUGUAUUUCGAAGCGAAUUACGUGCUCCCAGGGGAAUGGAGCUCCAAUUAUUACUGGGACGAGUCGAAUCUCAAAAAACGAAGUCUGGAUCGACGGCUGGCUUAUGAUAUUCUUAUUAGCAAAUUGGAAAGUUUCGGUUAUUCCGGGGAAAAUUGUCUGCAAAAAAUGAUCUGCGAAGUUGCCAACUUUCCUCUAACUAAUAACGGUGUGCUCGGCGAUGUCCUGCAAAUUUUAUUUACGCCAUCCUCUUCGCAAGAUGAAAAUCUUCCGAGCGGGAUCACCGAGGCUGAGUACGCGAAAGAUUGCAAUAACCGCUAUAAAAAAUGCCCUCAAAGUCCAUUAGCCUUGAUAAGGUAUCAUGAUCUCAACGAUAAUAGCUAAAAAAGCCACGGUUAUUAAACGCAAUCUUCAUAAUUCGGUACAGUUCGUGGCCUGUCGUCCGAUAAUGAGUCUCGUAAAAAAAACAAGAUGCUUACAUCUCUAAGAUAAAUAAUAAUUUAUCAACAUCGAACGAUACAUACCAUUUUUUUUUUUGUACAAUAAUAUUGUAAUAUUUAUUAAAUCGAAAAUACAUGCGUCUCUUUCCUCUCAUUACGUAUUCGCAUGAUUCGUUUUUCAUUUCAAGGAACAUUUCUUUAAUAAUUUUGUUAAUAAAAGUUUCAACCGAAUAUUCGCGAAUAUUACGAAGGCUGUUCAUUAAAAAAAAAAAGAACAAUUUAUAGUAAUACUUUCUUAUAUGUAUAAAAAAUGAAGUGUUUAAAUUAUAAUUGUAACUAACAACGAUGAGAGAUUGAAAAUGAUCGAAGUAAAAAUACUUAAGAACUAUGGAAGAAGAAUAUUAUCGAAACCGCUUUUUUUU
Messenger RNA from Apis dorsata (giant honeybee), 938 nucleotides. RefSeq lists its product as uncharacterized. NCBI's taxonomy places the organism in Eukaryota, Metazoa, Arthropoda, Insecta, Hymenoptera, Apidae. The transcript has 3 exons. Bases 2 to 460 code for a protein of 152 amino acids. The record is from RefSeq and is a predicted model, not a curated record.